CAUUCAUAAAAUAAAAAAAGAGAAAAACAAGAAAGAAGAGUUCUUAGGAUAGACACACAGAGAUAGGAGAGGAGAAAGAGCGAGAAGCUGAAUGGACAGCAUGAUGCGCGGAUAGAAGAGAGGAGGGGGAAUCCAUCACAGGACCUGCGCGCUUUCUUCUGCUCCUAAAGGAGAGCAGAUAAACACCAGAGAACCCCCUUUAUUUACACAAACCUGCAUCGAGCUGCGAUGGAAGAGCUGUGCGAGAUGGAUUGCACGGUGCUGAAGCGGCUCCUGAAGGACGACGGCGGCCGCUUCCUGCUGCUGGACUGCCGCUCCUUCCUCGCCUUCAGCGCCGGACACAUCCGAGGCGCAGUGAACGCGCGCUGCAACACCAUCGUCCGCAGGAGGGCGAAGGGCUCCGCGCUGAGUCUGGAGCAGGUCCUGGCCGGGGAUGAGGAGGUGCGGGGCCGCCUGCGCUCCGGGAUGUACUCCGCUGUGGUGCUUUACGACGAGCGGACGCCGGACUCGGAGUCUGUGAAGGAAGACAGCACGGUGACCCUGGUGCUGAACGCGCUGCUCAGGGACUCCCAGGGAACACUAGUUUAUCUGCUCAAAGGAGGAUACGACAGAUUUUUCACAGAGUAUCCAGAGUACUGCUUAAAAAACAAAUCCUUGCCGUCCCUCAACAGUCAGUCCAGCAUCGAUUCCUGCUCAUCGUGUGGGACUCCACACAAUGAUCAGGGCGGCCCCGUCGAGAUCCUUCCGUUCCUCUACCUCGGCAGUGCCCUUCACGCCUCCAAGAAGGAGGUCCUGGACAGCAUCGGGAUCUCCGCCUUGUUAAACGUGUCAGCUGACUGUCCCAACCACUUCGAGGGGACUUACCAGUACAAAUGCAUCCCUGUGGAGGACAACCACAAAGAAGACAUCAGCUGCUGGUUCCUGGAGGCCAUAGAGUUCAUAGAUUCAGUACGGGACUCAAGUGGACGAGUUCUGGUCCACUGUCAGGCAGGCAUCUCCCGCUCUGCCACCAUCUGCCUGGCGUACCUGAUGAAGAGGAAGAGGGUGCGUCUGGACGAAGCAUUCGAGUUUGUGCGGCGCCGCCGCAGCAUCAUCUCGCCUAACUUCAGCUUCAUGGGCCAGCUGCUGCAGUUCGAAUCCCAGGUCCUCGCCACCUCCUGCGCCGCCGAAGCUGCGGCCACAGCCAGUCCGCUGCUCGGACCCAAAUCCACAGUGGCCACAAGUUCCACGGCCGCCACUCCCACGUCCCCGUUCAUCUUUAACUUCCCUGUGUCUGUGGUGAACCCGGCCUACCUGCACCACGGCCCCAUCACGACCUCCCCCGGCUGCUAAUGGACAGCCUUACCCUGACUCGAAGCGAGAGCUCCAGACCUCUGCAGUAUGUCCUUACUUCCACAACAUGGAGUCGAGAAGCGUCACGGUGCCUGAGAAGGACUCUUUUUGAACUUCACAAACCAGCCGACGCUCCGUCAGUUUUCACAAGAGAUUUAUUCCUGUCGACCAAAAAUGAAAUGUCUUUUCUAGAAUCGUUUCAUGUUCACAUGGAGUGUUGGGCUGACGUUCACUCACUUUUCUUCCAACGUGCACAGAGACACACUUCCACACACAGAAACAUAACACGGUGAGGCCUGAGCAGCGGCGAAGCUAUCUUCCCCUCUCUCCCACGCACACGUUCAUGCCUGUUGACUGAAUAAGCUCAGUAUGAAGAUAGCUUGUUUCUAUGGAGACGAGGUCUUUAGGAGAGGAGAUGGACACAGGAAGGAAGGGGGGAAUUUUAAGCGCUCCCUCUUUCCUCCUCGGGUGUCCCUCCUGUCGCCGGACAAAGUAGAUGGAUGGAGAAGAAAGGAGGGAGAAAAAAAAAGAGGGUGACAGAAAGCAGGAGCCUCUUCAGUGACAGGUGUUCUGCCGGGGAUCCGACCGGAGCUUCCUGCCCUUCACACGUCCUCUUCCUCUCCUCUCAUCUCCCUUUUCAUCCCUUUAUGCUUCCUCCCUCCUCCUCAUCCUCUCAUCUCUGGCUCUCAUCUUAGACCCCCCCCCAUCCCCAUUCCCGGUUUUCUUCUCUGCUCUUCGUUUUCUCACUGAGGUUAAAAAUAAAUAAAACAAGAUGCCAAAUAAAAAAGGCUGGGGCCCCUCGAAAAUGGACCGGGAAACCCCCUGACACCACAGAAAAGCCCUUUUUAAUCCUAUAUGAAUAUUUUUAGGCAAAAGGGCUCAAAGUUGUGGAAAAAAUGGUUUUCUAAAGGUUAUAAUAAAAAGAAUUUGGGGGUAUUUCCUUUUUUUUAUUUGAUCAAACUCCCUGAAAUAGCCUGUUAUAGAACCAUAAUUUUUUAAAUACAUUACAGAAUAUAUUCUAAACAACUGAUACAGAACACAGUGGCUCCUGUUUGGUGCCUUGAAAUUUUCCUUUUUGGUUAACUAGCAAAAAUAAGCAUUGGUGUCAGCGGAUGGUCCUUUAAGAUGCUUGUGCCUUGUUCGUUGAGGUAUCCCCAGCAAAUGCUUGGGCUUUUCUUUUCUCUUUUUUUGUGUUACGAUAACAGGACAGAAGAAUGCAAAAUGUUUGGCAGACCUCUAGAGGUGCCUAAUAGGCAUGGGCUGGUAUGAGAUUCUCAUAUAGUCAAAAAUGCAGCCAUCUAAAAAAAAACUUAAUUUAAAGCAGGAUACUUAAAUCUAAACACAAAUCUACAAUAAACACUUAAUAAAUUGAAUUUUUAGUUUUCUAGUGUCUACUGUGGAGAAUAUUAGAAUAUUUUGACAUUUUAUUAAGAUAUGGACAAUAAAGUAAAUUGUGCCAAAGUCUUCAAUAUUAGAAUUUGUAAGAUACAGGUGGAGAUAAAAUACAGGAUUUAAAGUUUUGACUUUUGAUAUUUAUAAAAUUAGUAACUGGUCAGCAUAUUGCUUUUGAUUAAGAUCAUCAUUUUUUGAAUGGAGGUAUGAUUUUAACAUCUGUUUAAAUGACAGUUUAUCGUGGUUUUUAUUUCAAACAUAAGUGUAAGCUUUUGAUUCACCAUACUGAAAAUACUUCUGUAUAGGGAUGAGUUAGGUAAUUUUGCAAAUGAGGGUCUAGUGAAAAAGCCUUUGAUUAUGGCAGCAUAUAGGAUCUGUAACCGGCCCAUGCCCAUUCCACCAUCGACAUUAAUUCAAUUACCUAUUUAUUUAUUGAUUUUAUUCUUGUAUUGAUACACCCAAACAAGAGCCCUUUGAUAUUUAUUAAAAAAAUAACACAAUUGGGAAUCAGCCAUUGCAUUUCAAAACCAGUCAAGCACAAAAAAGUCAUUACAUCACGAUUCGCGAGCUCUCCUGCAUUGCUAAAGUAUCAGGCGAAGAUGAACACUGUGUUAGACCAACAAAGGCAAAAAAAUAAUCAUUUUUAUACCAGACUUGAAGCUAACACGAACAAGCAUAGACUCACAAACAUGUUUAGGUUUUUAAACUUUCUUUUUUUUUUGUAUUUUAUUUUUAUUUUUUUUUUAAGAUUGCCGGCACCUCUCUCUCUGUGUAGCACUUUGAAGUGAUGCAAUACUGUAUUUGUAAUUUAUUGGUUGAUUUGCACAUUGUUGGUCAUGCAGGACUGACUCGAUCUUUGUAUUGAGGAGAGGGCAAAAGGGGGGGCCGUUGAGUGAAAAAUGCAAUACUUUGUACAGAUGUGUGUGGUUUGUAUCUGUACAUCUCAGUAUGCCUCUCUGUGUGCAGACCCAUCUGUAUCUCUCCCUCCUACUGUCUCUGGUCCACCAUGGCAAUAUCAACCUUCCAAAUGGAAAAAAAAUGUCCCUCAGUUUCUUUGUGGAAUGAAUGACCUGUGCAUUUAUUUAUUACUGGAGAUAUACUGUUGAAU
Cyprinodon variegatus (sheepshead minnow) is the source of this 3832-nucleotide messenger RNA. It is a transcript of the gene dusp4, whose product is annotated as dual specificity protein phosphatase 4-like. The record is from RefSeq and is a predicted model, not a curated record. Gene Ontology annotation, cellular component: cytoplasm; nucleus. Gene Ontology annotation, molecular function: MAP kinase tyrosine/serine/threonine phosphatase activity; protein tyrosine/threonine phosphatase activity. The coding region runs from base 229 to 1332 and encodes 367 amino acids. The transcript has 4 exons. Lineage: Eukaryota; Metazoa; Chordata; Actinopteri; Cyprinodontiformes; Cyprinodontidae. Gene Ontology annotation, biological process: negative regulation of MAPK cascade; endoderm formation; protein dephosphorylation.